AUGUCUCACCCAUCUUGGCUGCCACCCAAAAGUACUGGUGAGCCCCUAGGCCAUGUGACUGCACGGAUGGAGACCACACCUUCCUUUGGGACCCCCAGCAUUUCAGUGUCUACACAACAACCACCCAAAAAGUUUGCACCAGUAGUUGCGCCAAAGCCCAAGUACAACCCAUACAAGCAACCUGGAGGUGAAGGUGAUUUUCUUCCACCCCCACCCCCACCUCUAGAUGACCCUGGUACUCUUCCAUCUGUCUCUGGAAACUUCCCUCCUCCACCACCCCUUGAUGAAGGUUCUUUCAAGGCACAGGGAAAUCCUGGAGGCAAGACGAUUGAGGAGAGACGUUCCAGCCUGGAUGCUGAGAUCGACUCAUUGACUAGCAUCUUGGCUGACCUUGAGUGCAGCUCCCCCUACAAACCUCGGCCCCCACAGGGCUCUGCCAGUACAACAGCCUCUCCUCCAGUCUCCACCCCUGUCACUGGACAUAAGAGAAUGGUCAUACCAAACCAACCUCCUCUAACAGCAACCAAAAAGUCUACAUUGAAACCUCAGCCAGCACUUCAGGGUGGGCCCAUCCCUGUGGCUCCAAUAGGGACACUAAAACCCCAGCCACAGCCAGUUCCAGCCUCAUACACUACAGCAUCCACCCCUUCAAGGCCUACCUUCAACGUGCAGGUGAAAUCAGCCCAGCCCAGCUCUCAUUACAUGGCUGUCCCUUCACCAGGACAAUUUUACGGCCCAGGGUCAGGGCACCAGGGCUAUAACCUUCAAGCAGUUCCUGUUUCUGGUCAAGGUCCACCUCCUCCAACACGGGGAGGCAUGGAUUAUACAUAUAAUCCACCCCCAGGCCUUCAACCUGAGUCUGGAUAUGGGUAUGGCCCUAAUCAAGGGCACUAUUAUGAAGCCUAUAACCCAGCAGGGCCUGUGUAUGGGGGCAAAAAUGACUCUGAUCCUGCCUAUGGUCAACAAGGUCACCCCAAUACCUGGAAACGGGAACAAGGAUACACUCCCUCUGGGACAGGAAACCAGCACCCUACUGGCAUGUAUCCAGUUGCUGGUCCCAAGAAGACCUAUAUCACAGAUCCUGUUCCAGCCCCCUGUGCACCACCAAUGCAGCCAAAGAGUGGACAAGCAGGAUCAAAGGGGCCUCCCGCUGGUCCACCCUCAUUCCGCCCUGAAGAUGAACUGGAGCACUUGACCAAGAAGAUGCUGUAUGACAUGGAAAAUCCACCUGCCGAUGAAUACUUUGGCCGCUGUGCUCGCUGUGGGGAAAAUGUCAUUGGAGAAGGGACAGGAUGCACUGCCAUGGACCAGGUCUUCCAUGUGGAUUGUUUCACGUGCAUCAUCUGCAACAACAAGCUCCGGGGACAGCCCUUCUAUGCCAUGGAGAAGAAAGCCUACUGUGAGCCUUGCUACAUUAAUACCCUGGAGCAGUGCAGUGUAUGCUCCAAGCCCAUCAUGGAGCGGAUUCUCCGAGCUACCGGGAAGGCCUACCAUCCUCACUGCUUCACCUGUGUGAUGUGCCACCGUAGCCUGGAUGGGAUCCCGUUCACUGUGGAUGCUGGCGGCCUCAUCCACUGCAUUGAGGACUUCCACAAGAAAUUUGCCCCCCGAUGUUCUGUGUGCAAGGAGCCUAUCAUGCCAGCCCCUGGCCAGGAGGAGACUAUCCGAAUUGUGGCUCUGGAUCGUGAUUUCCAUGUUCACUGCUACCGGUGUGAGGAUUGCGGUGGUCUCCUGUCUGAAGGAGAUAACCAAGGCUGCUACCCUUUGGAUGGACACAUCCUCUGCAAGACCUGCAACUCUGCCCGCAUCAGAGUGUUGACCGCCAAGGCUAGCACCGACCUUUAA
This is a messenger RNA of Pipistrellus nathusii (Nathusius's pipistrelle), 1845 nucleotides long. NCBI's taxonomy places the organism in Eukaryota, Metazoa, Chordata, Mammalia, Chiroptera, Vespertilionidae. The record is from the annotation of a GenBank genome assembly.